Archocentrus centrarchus (flier cichlid) is the source of this 1090-nucleotide messenger RNA. It is a transcript of the gene c6h15orf61, whose product is annotated as chromosome 6 C15orf61 homolog. The coding region runs from base 127 to 597 and encodes 156 amino acids. Lineage: Eukaryota; Metazoa; Chordata; Actinopteri; Cichliformes; Cichlidae. The record is from RefSeq and is a predicted model, not a curated record. The transcript has 3 exons.
GAUGACUUAAGCCGCGGUACGAGGACAGAGCAAGAAGCACUCCAGAACAACAAGCAAAGGAAAGCUGCUCUUCUCUCAGGUGUAUCUUUCUGCAGUCCUGAUGCUAAAAUACGAAUUAUUCAAAGCAUGAAGGAGUUUUUGAGGAAGAUCCACAGCCUCUUCCUGAAGAUCGCCCUGCUUCCAAGCACCUUAUCCGGGACAGGUCCGCGGCCAGCUGCCUCGGAGGUGUUAACCUGCCACCUGCUGCAGCGCAGACUUCCUCCGUGGACUUCGUACUGCGUCCGCUACAGCUCCGUCCACAAUGACCAGUUUGGACUGUCAAACUUUAACUGGAGAGUCCAGGGAUCCAACUACCACAUACUUAGAACGGGGUGCUUCCCUUUUAUUAAAUAUCAUUGCACCAAAGCACCUCACCAGAACCUGGAUUUUGAAGACAGGUUUUUCACCAUGUUAAAAGUUAUUAAUCUGGGUAUCCCUUGUUUGGCCUAUGGCAUUGGGUGCUGGAUGGUGGUGGGAGCUUCAGAAACAGUGCAGACAAGUGUCGGACCUGUCACAGUCUAUUUUGCGUACAAAGAGGAGGAAGGUGCACAGUACUGAAGCGAAGAUAUAAAAGAAGUAACUUGAAUGUGUUUUCAAGAGGAUACUGCUCACCAAGCUGCUGUAUUUUUGAAACUAUUAAAGGGGACCUGUUGUACUUUUCGUUAUUUUCUCUCAUAUAUAUACUGUUUUAGUGAUGGAUGCUCCUAUAAGCCAAAGUUUCAAUAACAAGUUUAUCUUGCAUACAAGGAAUCCCAGUGAUGUCAAUAUUUGGGUAUGUCUGAUACAGAGCUCUGAGUGUGAGCAAAGAAGCCCUAACCACUGUUCAAAUUUUUUGUUUAAGAGGGGCAGCCAAUCAUAAGGAAGUCAACCUAAAGGGAGGGGAAAGAGGUAAAAUGGUUGGUUUCAGGCAGUGAAUGAGCUAUCUCAAGGCAGAGCAUAAGAUUAAUAUGGAUUAUUUUUAACUAUGAGUGAAGCAAGCUACGCUAGUAGAGUCUAAGAAUAAAAAUAUGGAGCUGGAAGUGAGCAUAAUAGGUCCCCUUUAAUAUCAUGU